CAUGCAUUCUUCGCCUGUUCUAAUACAAGAUUUCGCUCCUUUCAGCGCCGUGACACCUCAAGAUGGCGCACUAUGAUUCCGAGAGUGAAGACCGACCACGGAAGAUUAUUGAUGUUCUGGGGGACUUCACUCUUACGAACUGCGAGCCACCAGUGACACUUAAGCUUCAUCAACUAGCCGAUGUGCAGCGCCAGCUCGGACCCGGCAGUCUUUUGGCCCCUCGGCCCGUGCCAGAUUCACAGUCUGUCGUUCGUGCCAAAUGCGUCAUGGGCGGCGGAGAGUAAGCGCUUUUUGCCCUCGACAGAGGCAAUACAUAUCCACUCAGGUACUCACCAUGGCUAGCGCCGGCGUUUGGACGGGAACCAUCUUCGAAGCCCCAGCGGAGACGUCCCCCGAAUUCAUGUUUCCGGCCCGCCUCAUCAACAACCUCAGCAACAUAAGGACCGAACGCUUUAUUAUCCGACGCAGGUUUGCCCCCGCGGUUACGGAUCUGAAGACAAUGGCCGUCUACACGGACGGCGCGUGCGCUUCCAAUGGUCUCGCUACGCCGCGGGGUGGCUUUGCCUUUGUGUUCAACGAGAACUCAAAUGGCACGCAUGCACGGGCCCUCGAGAACAAGGGCCCAACCGGCGAGGUGCAAACUCAUACGAACAACAGGGCAGAGCUACGUGCCGUCAUUGCCUUUCUCAAAUACCGCGUGUGGUGGGGGGAAGGUUGGAAGCGUAUCGUGGUCAUCACUGAUUCUGAGUAUGUGGGCAAGGGGGCCACGACCUGGCUGCGGAAUUGGGCCUGCAAUAACUGGCGGACUGCGGCUGGUAGACCAACUGCUAAUCGCGAUCUCUGGGAGGCGCUGUCUGAGGUCAUUGGGGCCUUUGCGGAAGGCGGCUGCGAGAUUUCCUUCUGGGUGGUCCCACGCAGAUGGAAUACUCGGGCGGACGCUGCUGCGAAAGUUUCUUGCAGACAAGAGAGUCGUGAGGAUUAUACUAAUGAACUGGGUGUUCUGGUCUAAGGGAAUGGCAUUGCCUGGAGGUAUAACGGCCGCUCGUUACGUAAGUACGGCAAUGAAUGAUGGCUUAACUCGGGUAGGCCUUGAACAUUUGCGCUAGCCGAGGGUGGUAGACCCCGUUGCAAAGAGGCAUCCAUGUUCUGGGACGUGAAGGCAUGGCGGAGUCGUCACGAUGGAUAGUUACUCGAGAUUUAAGUCAAAAGGAGAUUAUUUGAGCCCCGCAAAUCCAGAGAAACAUUAGUGGGGUGGCAUCAAUGAUCAAGAGUCGUGCUAUUUGCACAACCCCCUUUUACUAAACGUACAACUGUUAGACGGAGGGAUCCGGUCCGGCUAGCGUGACUAAGGAAGCGGGGGUCUUGGAGACCGUAGAUGAGGGAAAUCCCUCGCCGGUCAAGAUGAUCGACAACACAGUCAAUCCAUCAGUCAUAACGACGUUAUUAAGGUCGUAAUUAUCAUCAAUUCAAUCAGGC
Ilyonectria robusta is the source of this 1476-nucleotide messenger RNA. RefSeq names its product ribonuclease H-like domain-containing protein. The transcript has a single exon. Gene Ontology annotation, biological process: DNA replication, removal of RNA primer. NCBI's taxonomy places the organism in Eukaryota, Fungi, Ascomycota, Sordariomycetes, Hypocreales, Nectriaceae. The record is from RefSeq and is a predicted model, not a curated record. Gene Ontology annotation, molecular function: RNA-DNA hybrid ribonuclease activity; nucleic acid binding. Bases 260 to 1009 code for a protein of 249 amino acids.